This is a messenger RNA of Anopheles maculipalpis, 494 nucleotides long. RefSeq names its product cardioactive peptide (gene CCAP). The record is from RefSeq and is a predicted model, not a curated record. The transcript is spliced from 2 exons. NCBI's taxonomy places the organism in Eukaryota, Metazoa, Arthropoda, Insecta, Diptera, Culicidae. Bases 12 to 494 code for a protein of 160 amino acids.
AGCGUGUUCCGAUGGCACACCGAAGUUCGGCCAAGCUGGUGCUGGCACUGGUAUCGUUGUUCUGCGUACUUCAAAUGUUGGAGUGUGGAGUAGUGGAUCGACAACCUCGAGCCUAUAAACAGUACAACACCGAACCACAGAAGAGACCGUUCUGCAAUGCCUUUACCGGGUGUGGCAAAAAGCGAUCGUCCGCGUCUAGUCCACCGAGCGCUGCGGCAGCUGCGGCCGCCGCCGCCAUGCUGCAGCGCCACAUGCAGAACGUGGAAGCGAACCGAAGGGACAGAAUAAGCAGCGACUUUGACCCGAACGAAGAAUCCAUCAGCAGUCUGCUCGAUCUCAACACGGAACCGGCCGUCGAAGAUCUGCUGCGGCAGAUCAUGUCCGAGGCAAAGCUGUGGGAAGCGAUCCAGGAAGCGAAUCGGGAAAUUUACCUGCAGAAAUCGGGCGUCAAGGAGCAGCGUACCGAUUUCCCGCUGACGUUCAGCACGCAGUAA